Closterium sp. NIES-67 is the source of this 1705-nucleotide messenger RNA. The record is from the annotation of a GenBank genome assembly. Lineage: Eukaryota; Viridiplantae; Streptophyta; Zygnematophyceae; Desmidiales; Closteriaceae.
AACGGCGGCCCCACAAUCGCGUUGCUGCUGAUCUUCGGCGCGUUUCUGCUAGCAGCGCAGCCAUCCAGAGGCGCACCACGCCAGUGGUGGCGUAACGGUGCCGAGUCCCAGCCUUUUGCGGCGCCCGCCAGAGGCAACGCGGGCAAAUUCCAGGCGCCAGACACCGCCGGUUCUGCCGUGUACAUCGUGCGCCUGAGCACGGCGCCCCCCCUCUCCGAAUACCGCGGCGGAAUUGCGGGGUACCCCGCCACUGCCACGUGGGACGACGGCAGCGACGAGGAGGAGAACGACGACGACCGCGUGCCGGAGAUGCUUCUCGCGGCCGAAGAUUCCGGCGCAGCAGGCGGCGAAUCCGAGUCAGAGCCCGAGUCCGUCGACUUGGACGACACCAACGCCGAUCAGCACUUCCCCAACGCAACUGCGCCAGCGCCAGCAGAUGCGGCGCCUGAAACCAGUUCGACUUCCAGCGCACGCGGUGGUCGUGGGAAUGGUGGUGGUAGCAGCAGCGGCAGCGGCGGGUGCGCGCGGCACAGGCUGCAUCUGAGCAUGGACCGCCCCCAGGUGGCAGCGUUCGCGUCGCUGCUGCAGCGGCAGCAGGCGCAGGUGGCAUCUGAGGCGGGCGUGGGCGACGGCGACCUGCUGUACAGCUUCAAGCACACGUCCAACGGCUUCGCCGCGCGCCUCACCCCGCGCCAGGCGUGGCGCCUGCAGCGCCAUCCCGCCGUGGCGUCCGUGCGCCGCAGCCGCGUGUUCCAGCGGCGGACCAGCGACUCGCCCAAGUUCCUGGGGCUCCCCGGAAAGGUGUGGCCCGCCGUGGGCGGAUAGAGCAAGGCGGGCGACGGCACGGUGGUGGGGAUCAUCGACACGGGCAUCUGGCCCGAACACCCCUCGUUCUCCGACAAGGGGUUUAGUUCGAACUUCCCCUCUGGGUGGAAGGGUAAAUGCGAGCAGUCCAACUCGUUCCGAUGCAACAACAAGGUGAUCGGCGCCAAGGCGUUCUACACCGGGUUUCAGCGGGCCAGCGGCAAGCCCGCGCUGGCGAACGACUGGCUCACGCCACGAGACGCGGACGGGCAUGGCACGUGGUGCGCGGGCGCGGCGGCGGGGAGCCCGGUGGGGCUGCAGGGCGGCGGGCAGGUGAGCGGCAUGGCGCCGGCUGCGCGGAUCGCGGCGUACAAGGUGUUCUGGACGGACCGCAGCAGCGGGGAAAUGUAUGCGGACGAGUCAGACAUCAUCGCAGCCGUCAAUCAGGGCGUGGCGGACGGCGUGGAUGUGCUGUCGCUGUCCCUGGGGGCAUGGAUCCCAACGACAACUAUUUCAACGACCUGGCUUUUAUGCGGGCCAACGCUGCCGGGGUGUUCAUUGCCUUUGCUGCUGGUAAUGCUGGCGCUCCGGGCCAGUCACAGGGGGGUGGUUACCGCACGGUGGACAACUUCGCACCCUUCUUUCUGACUGUGGGCGCCAGCACCAUCGCACGGGGAGCGUCCCUAGCUUCGGCAGCAGCAGCAGCCGGCACUCAGUCGCUCCCCCUCAAUGCCAUUGCCGGCGCCGCCAGCACCAACAGCACUGUCAACUGCAACGGCACUGGCAGCGGCAACAGCACAGGCAACGGCACCAUGCCAGGUGAUGGCAGCGGCACCACUUUCACUGCCGACGGAGGUAUCACCUUCGCCACCUCCUCCUCCUCCGCCCCGGUGGUUGCUGA